Messenger RNA from Acanthosepion pharaonis, 939 nucleotides. The record is from the annotation of a GenBank genome assembly. Lineage: Eukaryota; Metazoa; Mollusca; Cephalopoda; Sepiida; Sepiidae.
AUGUCUUUAUAUCCCUUAUCUCCUUAUAUCCUUAUAUCUUUAUAUCCCUUAUCUCCUUAUAUCUUUAUAUCCCUUAUCUCCUUAUAUUCUUAUAUCUUUAUAUCCCUUCUUUCCUUAUCUCCUUAUAUCUUUAUAUCUCUUAUCUCCUUAUAUCCUUAUAUCUUUAUAUCCCUUAUAUCCUUAUUUCCUUAUAUCUCUUAUCUCCUUAUAUCCUUAUAUCUCUUAUCUCCUUAUAUCCUUAUAUCUUUAUAUCCCUUAUCUCCUUAUCUCCUUAUAUCUCUUAUCUCCUUAUAUCUCUUAUCUCCUUAUAUCCUGAUAUCUUUAUAUCCCUUAUCUCCUUAUAUCUUUAUAUCUCUUAUCUCCUUAUCUCCUUAUAUCUUUAUAUCCCUUAUUUCCUUAUAUCCUUAUAUCUUUAUAUCUCUUAUCUCCUUAUAUCCUUAUAUCCCUUAUCUCUUUAUCUCCUUAUAUUUCUUAUCUCCUUAUAUUCUUAUAUCUCUUAUCUCCUUAUAUCCUUAUAUCUUUAUAUCCCUUAUCUCAUUAUAUCCUUAUAUCUUAAUAUCGCUUAUCUCCUUAUAUCCUCAUAUCUUUAUAUCACUUAUAUUUUUAUAUCCCUUAUCUCCUUUGACAAGAGAUAGUAAAUCUAUCUCAGUCUGUUCAUAUCUAUCUAUCUAUCUAUCUAUCUAUCUAUCUAUCUAUCUAUCUCAGUCUUUUGUAUCUAUCUAUCUAUCUAUCUAUCUCACAAGCAAGCAAGCUAGCUACUCCAGAUUUCUAUCUAUCUAUCUAUCUAUCUAUCUAUCUAUCUAUCUAUCUAUCUAUCUAUCUACAAACAGUGAGAAUGCUGGGUAUUUAGAGUUCGGUCAACAUGGUGUCUUUGUUGAUGUUUGUUGCAAUUGUGUUUCUCUUUUUAUUCGCAUUUUUCUUGGCCUGUCCUUUCUUUGA